Pelodiscus sinensis (Chinese soft-shelled turtle) is the source of this 809-nucleotide messenger RNA. NCBI's taxonomy places the organism in Eukaryota, Metazoa, Chordata, Testudines, Trionychidae. The record is from RefSeq and is a predicted model, not a curated record.
CCCCCCUGCCGCCGGGGCUCCUGCCUCCCGCUCCCCAAAAUCUCUGAGCUUCUGACAGCAACCGGUAAAACUCUAACCGCCCUGCACCGCUCCCCACACACGUGUCACGUGUAAUAUCGGUUGGUGUGAGAUGGGGGGGCUGAACCCAGAUGCCCCGUCUCAGUCCUGCAGCGCGAGGCCGAAGCUGUUGGGUUGAAGUAUCACAUCCACACUUUGCUCCAGAUCGUCCCAUCUUGUUGGAGGCAGGGCAGGGAAAUGGCUGUGGUGAAGCCAGCUCAGAUGCUGGUGACGUUCGAGGAGGUGGCUGUGUAUUUCACUGCGGGGCAGGGGGUGCUGCUGGGCCCUGCUCAGGGAGCCCUCUACAGGGAUGUCAUGCAGAACUACGAGAUGGUGGCUGCAUUGGGCUGCAGAACACCCAUGUCUGUCUCCGGCUCAAUCCCUGGCCUGCACAGCCAGGGACAGGAAAUGGCUGUGGCGGAGCCAGUGAUUUUUGAGGAGGUGGCUGUGUUUUUUUCUGAGGAGGAAUGGGCUCUGCUGGACCUGGGCCAGAGAGCCCUCUACUGGGAUGUGAUGCAGGAGAAUUAUGAGGCUGUGAGCUGGCUGGGAUUUUCACUCUCUAAAGCUCAUGUGUUCUCCAGGGUGGACCGAGGGGAAAAGCUGCAGAUUCUGGAUCUUCAGGGCUGUAAAGAAGGAGAGAUCACCAGUGACACCCACACAGAGUUUUCUUUCAGCUAAGCAAAGGAAAUAACUCUUCUCUGGAUUCCCUGUCCCAACAGGAGGUGGGACACUGACUGAGAACCAUGAGAAGA